AUGAAGAUUCAGUGUAACGUGUGCGAGACGGCGGAAGCGGCGGUGCUAUGUUGCGCAGAUGAAGCUGCGUUAUGUCUAGCAUGCGAUGAGAAAAUUCACGCCGCUAACAAACUCGCCGGAAAACACCAGAGAGUCCCUCUCUCUGUCUCUUCCUCUUCCAUACCCAAAUGCGACAUUUGUCAGGAAGCUACUGGAUUCUUCUUUUGUCUGCAAGAUAGAGCUUUGCUAUGUAGGAAAUGUGAUGUAGCAAUCCACACUGUGAAUCCUCAUGUUUCAGCUCACCAGAGGUUUCUUCUCACUGGGAUCAGAGUUGGUCUUGAAUCUACUACGGAGACAGGUCCUUCUACACCAUCCAAUGAUGAUGAUAAAACCAAGGCGACAAAACCAUUUAACUUGCCUGCAUCUGAGCCUCAGAAGAUGGACUUUGAUAAUCAUCAUCAGAUGGGUUUACCUGAAACCAAAGUCAGUGAUCACAUUACUACAAAGCUUCCUUUGGCAAGCAGUGGAUCAGCUCAUGGAAGCAUUCCUCAGUGGCAAAUAGAUGAGAUUUUCGGAUUAACCGACUUUGAUCAGAGCUAUGAAUACAUGGAGAACAAUGGAUCAUCUAAGGCGGAUACUAGUAGAACAGGAGAUUCAGACAGUUCUUCGAUGAUGCGGUCGGGGGAAGAAGAUGGAGAAGAUAAUAGUAACUGUGUGGGAGGUGAGACAACAUGGGCGGUUCCACAGAUUCAUUCACCACCAACAGCUUCUGGUCUACACUGGCCUAUACAUUUUAACCAUCAAUCAGUGUUUGUUCCGGACAUAUCCUCUGCAACUCAUAACACCGGUUCAUCCCCUAAGCAGAGUUGUGAGAAACGGCAGCGGUGGAGACGGUUCUAACAACUGCAGCUCUGAAGUAAUGGUUCAAUCUAGUCUUCCCUUACAUCACAAUCAAUGCUUAUGAUUAUCUCUCUAGAGGCUUUUACAUUAAAACUAGUCACCAGAAACAUUUCUUUAUGUAACGCAAAAAACAUUAUACAGAAGCACUUGUCAGAAAGAAAAAAGAGACAAGAAGGAAUGUGUUCAAAAGACUCACCACUCCUCUUCUUGUCAUCCAACUCUUGUUAUGUUAUUGCUUAAAGUUUCAGAAA
This is a messenger RNA of Eruca vesicaria subsp. sativa (arugula), 1130 nucleotides long. The record is from the annotation of a GenBank genome assembly. NCBI's taxonomy places the organism in Eukaryota, Viridiplantae, Streptophyta, Magnoliopsida, Brassicales, Brassicaceae.